GGCUGUUCUGAUGUCAAUACUGCCCUCAAGAAGGAAAUCGUUAAAGGAUGAAGUCGUUUUGAUUACGGGGGCCGGGAACGGGUUGGGGAAGGAGCUGGCGAUGCAGAUGGCGAAGAAGGGAUGCAAACUGGCUCUGGUGGACAUCAAGGAGGAGGCCGUCACCAAAGUGGCCAAUGAAAUCAACGUGAGACACGGCGACGUGGCCAAGGCCUACGUGGCCAACCUGGGGAUCUCCGAGGACAUUUCGGCCCUGGCGCAACGGGUCCUCGCCGAUUUCCAACGAGUUGACAUCCUCCUCAACAACGCUGCCCUCGUCUUCAGCGGGGUCAAGGUCCACGAGCACAAGGACAAGGAGAUCGAUGGCAUGUUCAGAGUCAAUAUCAUGAGUCAUUUCAUGAUGAUGCGCGAGUUUCUACCGGGGAUGCUGCAGCGAAACCAUGGUCAUGUCGUUGCAAUAUCUUCUGUGGCAUCUCUAGGAGCCGGUCCUAACGGAUCCGCUUACAUCGCAACAAAAUGGGCUACUACGGGCCUAAUGCAAUCUCUGCGAGACGAACUCAGGGAAAUCCCAAACAACAAAGUGCAGGUCUCUAACAUCUGUCCCUACUUCAUCAACAGUGGAACCGAUAUGUCCAGGAUGUGGAAUCUCAGAAUGCCAGCAAUAUCCGUAGAAUAUGCGGCAAGCAGUGCAAUCGACGGUAUCCAAAAGAACAAAUUCGAGUUCACAAUUCCAUGGUAUCACCACCCCACUUUCAUGGUGCUCAAGAUUGUGCCUCAAAGCAUCAGAGAUUAUUUCAUCACCAUAUUUUACGCUAGCAUGAGAUCACUGACUGACGAAGAGAGAACCUCACUAACUACAGUAAAGAUUAUGGAUGAAACCAAUAAGAGAGUUGCUGGAUCA
Bemisia tabaci is the source of this 898-nucleotide messenger RNA. The record is from RefSeq and is a predicted model, not a curated record. Lineage: Eukaryota; Metazoa; Arthropoda; Insecta; Hemiptera; Aleyrodidae.